Messenger RNA from Caenorhabditis elegans, 842 nucleotides. Its product is annotated as TIGR04255 family protein. The transcript has 3 exons. The record is from RefSeq and is marked reviewed. The coding region runs from base 83 to 823 and encodes 246 amino acids. NCBI's taxonomy places the organism in Eukaryota, Metazoa, Nematoda, Chromadorea, Rhabditida, Rhabditidae.
AUGUCGUCCGCAACAAGUCAGGUAACCCUUCAUCCUUAUUCAAAAAGGCCCCUGGAGCAUUAUCAACAAGUUCUGUUUCAAAAUGAACGUACUCUCUUCUGAUGUCUGGGAAUAUUUUUGCAAAAAGUUGUCGAAUGAUGAGCAGAGCAAUGUAGAAGAACAAACAGAAGUGUAUUCGAUGAUCGAAUGGAUUGCUCAGGUCGAGGAGAUGCAUUCAAAACCGAUCUACGGUAACAGUGUCCGAUCUACGGUAACAGAUCGUGAUGACAAAGAAGUAAUGAUCAGAAUUCCAUUGAUGACUCAAGUAUUCGAAGUUGUGAUGAAGAAAUCAACUGGUUUUCCAGAAGAAGCACCCAAUUUUAGUGGAAUUUUCACUGAAGGAUUUAAUUCUUACGAAUGGAAUUCUCAAAGUACUCUGUGGGAAUUAGCUGAAAGUGUUACGGACUUUUUGACUACUAUAGAUGCAGCUAUUCUUGAAAUCAAAGAAGUGGAUAUAGACGGCUUUCAAAUUAUUUCGCUAGAAAUAGAUGAAGAAGAGAAUGGGCAUCUCUUAGUUCGACUGAAGUCGUUUAAAUAUAACGAAACAUUAACAAUUUCUUUGAAUGUCGAGGAUUUCCGAGGUUUUCCUCGGUUUCUCCGCUGCUCGAAUCCGUCAAGAAUGGCAAGCUUCGAUUGUGAAAAAUGGAUUGCCGAAGAUAAAUUGGGAACCAAUCUGCGAAGAAUUUAUGGCGAAUUGGAGGCAGCCCCCCUUUCGGAAAAGCAAUUUGACAAUAAAUCGAAAGAUUCAUUGGAGGAAGUUGAAGAAAUUAUGGAUUUUAUCUAGAAAAAUAAAUAAUUUAUGU